Molecule: messenger RNA, 643 nt
Organism: Lemur catta (Ring-tailed lemur)
Lineage: Eukaryota; Metazoa; Chordata; Mammalia; Primates; Lemuridae
Gene: IL20
Product: interleukin 20
Exons: 5
Coding region: 38-568 (176 amino acids)
Molecular function (GO): signaling receptor binding
Source: RefSeq, a predicted model, not a curated record
UUUCCAGCUCUCACCGUCUCCAGAUUCCAGGCAUAAGAUGAAAGCCUCGGGUCUUGCAUUCAGCCUUCUCUCUGCUAUGUUUUACCUCCUCUGGACUCCUUCUACUGGGCUGAAGACUCUUCAUUUGGGAAGCUGUGUGAUCACCACAAACCUUCAGGAAAUACAAAGUGGAUUUUCUGAGAUACGGGACAGAGUGCAAGCCAGAGACGGAAACAUUGACAUCAGGAUUUUAAGGAGGAUGGGGUCUCUGCAAGACACAAAGCCUGCGGAUCAGUGCUGCCUCCUCCGUCACUUGCUGAGGCUCUAUCUGGACAGGGUAUUUAAAAACUACCAGACCUCUGACCAUCAUACCCUCCGGAAGAUCAGCAGUCUAGCCAAUUCCUUUCUUGCUAUCAAGAAGGACCUCCGUCUCUGUCAUGCCCACGUGACCUGCCAUUGUGGGGAGGAAGCAACGAAAAAGUACAGCCACAUUCUGAGUCACUUCGAAGAGCUCGAGCCUCAGGCAGCAGUGGUGAAGGCGUUGGGGGAACUAGACAUUCUUCUGCGAUGGAUGGAGGAGACAGAAUAGUACGGAAGUGAUGCUGCUGCUGAGAACACUGCAGGCCAAGAGUCCCCAUCCUCGGUACCCGGGCAAGCAUGGCCC